AGGGUAAAGGUAGAAACAUGUAAACAAAAACAUACCUCAGUUUACCUGUGCAAUAUUUCACGGUCAUUGUUCUGCACUGUUAUUGACUUUUUAUCUGUUGAUAACGCAAUAUAAUUUCGCAAUUUGUGGAUAUUUGGAAAUACUCAGGUUGAAGAUAUCUGGAAAAUGACACAGUCAGGCAACGAAGAUUUAGAAGCUUUACGGGAAACUUUUGACAUCUUUGACAAGAACAAAAAUGGCAGCAUUUGUGCAACAGAACUUGGUACAUUGUUGAGAGCAGUCGGUGAGAAUCCAACACAAAGAGAAAUCGAAUACUUCAUAAAGUCAUGUGAUAAAAACAAAAAUAAUGUUAUAGAAUUUGAAGACUUUGUGGCGUUAAUGGAAAUAAUAAGACGAGAUGCGACCCGGAAAGAGGAUCAAGAAGAAACUUUAAAGAGAGCAUUUAAAAUAUUUGACAAAGACGGAAAUGGGAUGAUAGAUGUGAAAGAACUUGAGAGGGUCACUACACAGUUAGGGGAAACACUCAGCGAAGAGGAGUUAGCACAAAUGUUUAAGAUAGCAGAUGCUAACAAAGAUGGCAAAAUUGAUUAUAAAGAAUUCACUAAAUAUAUAACGAAGCCAAUUAGUAAACAGCCAAUGGGUCAUUCAAAGAAAAAUCACCACACACAUAAAAAUAAGACAUAAACCUACAGUUAUAUGGACUACCUCCAUUCAAAGAAUCUAGAGACUAUUUGAUAGAGAAUUAAUAAUAGACAGUUUUCAGGAACAGACAAUUAUGUUAUAGUAUGAUAUUUAUGAAAAUAGUGUAUUAAUCUGCGCUUUCAUAAUCUUGAGAAGCAUAUGGGUCAUUUAAUUUCAUUUAGAUAAGAACUGAACAUACGGCUUAAUUAUUGGAAAAUGUACAUUAUGAUCAUGAAAUAUUUGCACAUAGCCGUUUCUUUUACUUUGAUUGUCGAUUAAAUGUUGUUAGAUUAUUUUUAUACAGCAAAGGGAGUCUCAUCUCAUCUGGAUGUUUAGGUAAACGUUGUCCCUAGCAUCCUCUGAUCUACUUAUUCUAAGGUGUAAUUUAUAAGAAAUGUAAUUUUUUCCCGAUUUUCCAGGUAAAACAUACGAGAUACAUAUUUACAAAAUAUUAUUGCAUUUCAUAUUAAAAAAGGUAGAAAUAUUUCAAAAUACGUCUGUAGUACGACAAAAUGAUAAUGUUAUUUGAGAAUUGGUAUAUUAUGAUUUUUUUAAUAUAUGUUCUGUAACAACAGAUUGAAAUUUUUGUUAAUAUUGUAGUUUACAUGACCGCUAUGUUACAUAACAAAGUACCCAUAGUUUUGUCGUGUGCGUCAUACAAUUCUUCGGUUUUAAAUCUAAUGCAUUGUGGGUAAUAUUUUCAAAAACGUAUACAAAAACAAUGGGCUUGAAUGACGACGUCAUAAUAGAAAUUCAACCAAUGAAGUGACGUUAUUCUCAUUUAUGUGAUACGAACAAUGGAAUUACCUAUAGUCUUUAGAUUCUAUUUCGGUGAAUUGACUAAUUAAUGCCCACAGUAUUUUUGAUUCUGAAUUAAUUACAAAUGUAGGUAGUACUUUUACCUUGUUAUAUACUGUGUAAAGAUUUGUUGUCUUUAUAGAUGUACAUUUAUUGAUGUUCUUUAAUUAAGAUAUAUAUACAAUAUCUGUACAUUGAUGGAAAAUAUAAAAUUUAUUAGAAGAGCUUUAGAAACAGUCUAGCCGAGGUUUUUUCCUUUUUCGUAACGAGUACAAAUAAUUUUUAUAUUUCCAACAAUGUACAUAUUAAAAAAAAACUGUUUACUUGUUUAAUUCCAAAAUGUUGUCUUUGAAUUUAAUUAAAAUCGACAUCUUAAGUUUGGACCGCUAAAGGGACCUAUAAAAAAAAGAAGUCACGUAAAAAUUAAUUUUAAUAUUACUGUGCGCUCCAGUUGGAAGCAGGGUAAGAUGGUACUGUUUUUAACAAGGAAAAAUGACGCAAAACAUAUUUGUAUACUUGUUAUUUGUACAAUAGUAGGCUGAUUGCAGGAUAAAUACUGAAACUAUUCUCUACAGCGGUAACAGGUAUUUCAUGAAUUUAUCAGAUAAAUAUACAGGUCUUAGCCGGGUUAUCCCCAUGUAUUUUCUAAAUUCAAAUAAGCAUAAAAUAAGAAACGAUCAUCAGGUUUUCUGUAUAUUGAUACUGAAAAAUAUCAGCUGCUAGUCACUACAUGAAACUUCUUUGUCGAGUGAGCACAGCAAACGACUUAAAAUAGGGUUAUUGUGUCAAGCAGCCGAUACCGUUACGAUAAAAAUCUGAUAAUCGAUUAAUCGGAUUGUAUUUGUGUGUUUAGAAAACCAAAUGAAAAUAAUACUUUAUAAAUUUGGUGCAUCUGAACUUUCCUGAAUUAAACUUCUUCGUUGUCAUAUUUCUAAUAAAGAGAUGAUUGAUUCUAUAAUAUUUACAUCGCCUUUUUGCGAUAAGGUGGCGUAAAAGCAACAUUAAUCAAUCAUGAUUACAUUUUGUCCCUAUCAUCUACAAUCCAAACAUUAUUGGAACUUUUUCAAGAAUUGGUUUAACAAUCGACACUGCCUAAAUAUAGAUUUGUUUGAAUUAAUCUCGAAUUGGAAUCUUAUUGUUUAUCUUUGCAAUCUUAUAUGGUCGAUGAAAGACUAACAAACUUGUGUCAUACAUAAUAAGAAAUCUGUUUCCCUGUAAUAGACAAUUUCUUUUAAUUAAAGUUAAUGAUUUUUAUAAUAGUUUUUUACUACUAUUUUAUUUAUAACAAUAAUUUUAAUGUAGUUUCCAAUUAACAUAAUUAUGAAAAAUAUUUUAAACCCGUACCAACAUGAUAUUGAUAUUACACGUAAAAAGCCUUCUGAAAGCUUGUUGCUUUGUUUGAAAUUUCCUUUUGGUAUUUUACUUGUUGAGGCAAUGAUACUCCGAAGUUUUAUUUAGAUUCGCAAGCGCCUUGUUAAAUUAUAGCUUACGGACAAUACAAUCAUAAUGUUUUAGAGUAGAUAUCUUGCCUUAUAUAUUGACCGUAUUCGGAUUCUUACGGAUUUUUUUUCUAGUUUUAUUCGGAAAACAGUAACAAUUUAAUAUGAUCUCGAUAUAUACUGCACAUAUGUGAAUUAUUACACAAUUUCAAGAUAUUUGACACAAUCUAAAGAUCUUUAUUUCAAUACAUCCCCGUGAAAUAUGACUGACAGACUUGCAGAAUAAUUUUAUUGUUAUGGUGUCCGUCCAUAUUGAUGUUGUUUAUUUUUUUAUAUUGUAACUAAUUCUAGUAUGAAUAAAUAUAGUUUAUAUUUUA
Molecule: messenger RNA, 3295 nt
Organism: Mytilus californianus (California mussel)
Lineage: Eukaryota; Metazoa; Mollusca; Bivalvia; Mytilida; Mytilidae
Product: calmodulin-A-like
Exons: 5
Coding region: 166-684 (172 amino acids)
Cellular component (GO): myosin II complex
Molecular function (GO): calcium ion binding
Source: RefSeq, a predicted model, not a curated record